This is a messenger RNA of Dendronephthya gigantea, 1412 nucleotides long. RefSeq lists its product as uncharacterized. NCBI's taxonomy places the organism in Eukaryota, Metazoa, Cnidaria, Anthozoa, Malacalcyonacea, Nephtheidae. Gene Ontology annotation, cellular component: centrosome. The record is from RefSeq and is a predicted model, not a curated record.
AAUUUUGUUUGCUUCCAUCAUACACCAACUAGCUAUUCCGCAACAAAGAUCUCAGAUACUUUUGGCUAACUUUGAUUUCUUCGGUCAACAUCAAUACCAGUUUUUUGGUGAAUCAAAUUCAGCAUGCACGUCCGUGGUUAAGAAAGUCGGGACUGAACAAAGCAGACAUACACAUGCUGAUAAAUAAAUACUGAAGUUGUCGCGUUCAUAAUGUUUACACUGGAGUGAUAUGGUUGAAACUUCUCGUCGUUCAUAUCAGUGAUAGUCUGGAAAAAUAAAUGAAAAAAAAUGCCGUUCAACGUGGAGUAUAUGACACCGUACCAGAAGUACUUGUAUAAAGAGAGAAGCCCUUUAGAUAGAACAUCACAAACAUACAACUCAAGUGUAUUCCAAAGUGCCCCGAAUGCUGGUGGAGUUGUAUUUGUUAGCAAUGCCGCUACGAAUCAUGGGAACAAUCACGAUGAAAAUAUCAAGGCACCGUGGGGUCGAUCAAGAAGUUACGCUGGCGAUGGACCUAUAUAUUUACCGACAGAACACAGGCCAAAAUGUGAACCACCACCAGUACUUCAGAGAACGCAUAAGCACUUUGGCAGUGGUGGGAGUCUUUUUCCUCAUCCCAGAGGAUAUCCUUUCGUUCAAUAUUACGACUUGACCCAGCUGAAGAGAAGUGACGUGAGAAGCAGCGACGAAUUGAUACCAAGACCAUCCACAAGUCAAUUGCACGACAAACAGAUCAAAGUGGAUUUUCCACAAGAACACCCCCUCAGUUCACACAUGUCCAGACAAGAGAUGUUUCCUAAAUUUGAAGUUCCUACAGUUGAUCCUUUGAGCAACGAAGAUGAUCCAGGUGCGACAGUCGAAGAAACCUCUCUUCCCCAACUAGUUCCUGUCCCCAACCCUACCGUUGUUGUUCAAAAGAUUAUGGGGAAUUUCGCACGAAGGGAGAUUUUCACCCCGCAGGCGGGUGCCGUACGACGUCCUCUCACCAUGGGUCAUAGAAAAAUAGAGCGCCUCAAGAUCGAGAAUCCUUGGUUUUCGCAACACGAAGUCAUGACGGAGUUCAACAAGCAACACCCUACUGUGAUUCCAAAAAUUGACUUAAAUAUUCAAAAAAAGAAACAACCCAAUUGGCUUGUUAAAAGCGUGGAAUAGUUUAUUUUAAACUAAUUUAUAUAAUAAGUAUUUAAAAUAUGUUGCUGUGGGUUGCCGUUGCAUGUAAUGGAAAUGACGAUAAAAUCACUAGAAUUUUGCCUCUUUGGGAAUUGUUUAACUUCCUGUGUGUUGACUGUUGUUAAAAUUUUUGUUUUAAUUUUAUUCAGCGCAUGGUGUUUCUUUCAACUGUUGUAAAAAUGGUUGGAAAAUAAUAAAAUAGAAAUAUAUUGAUGCAACAAUUAUUUUUGCCAAAAGGGGCC